CAUGCACACACUGCUUCCGCGCAUUCACAAACCUGUCCAGUGCCAGGACACAGCUCGCCACGCAGUCUAGUUCUCAUUCCACCGUUCUCUCCAGCGAUAGCUACGCUUUCAAAAAUUCCAGAAGUUCUUGCAUAAUACACCUUGAAUUCUGGAGACAUGUGGUUGUCUGAUGCGCAAAAAAUUGGCGUGGCCCUUACGACCUUCGGGACACUAUUCAUGUUCCUUGGUGUCAUGUUGUUCUUCGACGCUGCUUUGCUAGCGCUAGGAAAUAUGCUCUUCUUAUCCGGUCUUACCUUGAUUAUUGGCCCUCAGAAGACAUUCUACUUCUUCGCGCGAAAGCAAAAGCUUCGAGGAACAGCAUGCUUCAUUGGCGGUAUUCUGCUCGUGUUCAUGAAGUAUGCAUUCAUUGGAAUGAUUGUUGAGAUAUUUGGCUUCUUAAACCUGUUUGGUGACUUCUUUCCCGUGGUCGUGACAUUCCUGCGUCAAUUGCCAUUCAUUGGCAACCUAUUGUCAUUGCCAUACAUUCGACCUCAGAUCGUGGAUCGUAUAGCGGGUUCAAGGACAUCGGCUGUGUGA
Messenger RNA from Suillus fuscotomentosus, 576 nucleotides. Its product is annotated as Got1/Sft2-like family-domain-containing protein. Gene Ontology annotation, cellular component: endoplasmic reticulum; Golgi cis cisterna; Golgi membrane. Gene Ontology annotation, biological process: endoplasmic reticulum to Golgi vesicle-mediated transport; retrograde transport, endosome to Golgi. The coding region runs from base 157 to 576 and encodes 139 amino acids. NCBI's taxonomy places the organism in Eukaryota, Fungi, Basidiomycota, Agaricomycetes, Boletales, Suillaceae. The record is from RefSeq and is a predicted model, not a curated record. The transcript is spliced from 5 exons.